Octopus bimaculoides (California two-spot octopus) is the source of this 3219-nucleotide messenger RNA. RefSeq lists its product as uncharacterized. Gene Ontology annotation, molecular function: nuclear receptor activity; zinc ion binding; nuclear glucocorticoid receptor binding. The record is from RefSeq and is a predicted model, not a curated record. Gene Ontology annotation, biological process: regulation of transcription by RNA polymerase II; cellular response to corticotropin-releasing hormone stimulus. Lineage: Eukaryota; Metazoa; Mollusca; Cephalopoda; Octopoda; Octopodidae. Gene Ontology annotation, cellular component: transcription regulator complex; nucleus.
AGUAACCAAGCACAUGUUGUCCUGACUGACUGGGUCAGUUAGGAUAAGAUGUGACCUCUAUUUGGGUAGAUAGCUGGCUUUGAACAAAACAAAACACCACCAGCAAUCCUAGCAGCAAGUCAUUGUGUCCAGUUGAGUGGCUGGAGUAGGCAGGCCAGACUAUUAUAGUGCCCUGGAAUGUAGUGGUAGUGUAAAUGGGACCAUCACAAUCAUUUUUAUCUGAUUUGUCAGUUUGAUCUAGCUUUAAGUUCUCAAACCCUAACUGGAGAUGUGAACACUUUAUUUCAAUCAGCACCAUUACUUGGCUAGUUGCUGGACAGACAUUAGAGUAGUAUCUUAUUUCUGUCAUAAUGGUCAAUGUUCUGGCCUGAAAUAAAUCACUUAAGUUAUAAUGGAUUAUUAGAUAUACUGGACAUCAGUUGUCCUCAUUUUCUAAUGGUCAUUUCUGGCCUAAAUCAAACCACUACAGUUUGGAUUGUUUCACUGGGCAAACAUUGUCUUGAUAGUGCUUUUCCUUUCAUGAUGGGUCAGUAAAGGAUAUUUUUUAAAAACUAAACAAUCUUUAAAAUUUUGAUAGAUAAUCUGAGGGUUUUUUCUUUGUCUAAAAUGGUCACUGUUAAGCCUGUUUGAAAACGAAAUCACUAAAAUUUGAUGGAUGUUUACAUGGAAUCAUGAGGCCGGCAAAUACUGACUGCUGAAACUUUACAAAUGUCCAUCAUCUGAGCAACUGUGAAAUUGUGCUUCUUGAUAUAUGCAACAUGCUGUGCAAUGACCUUGAUGACAUACCAGAUUUAAAUAAUGGUUCUGGUCAAAUUUCCACUGUGUCUACUACAACAUCAAAUAACAAGACAAAGGUACCUGAAAUGAAAAUCAAAGAAGAGCCACAACUGACCUCAAACCCAGCACAAAGUGCUAUGGAUUCUCAAACUUCAGCUGCCCAGCUCCAUCAAUGCCUGCCAUCAAUCCAGAGUGCAGGGACUUCUCUUCAACAGCAAACACCAUCUCAGCAACAACAACAGCAGUCCUCCCUCAUAUCAAUGCACUCUCCUGUUCAGCAGCCACAAACAAUGCAACAUAUGCAAUCACUGCAACAGUUUCCUCAACAGCAUCAGAUGCACUUGCAGCCAAUGCUGUCCCCUCAUCACCCAAUGCAUAUCAGCAAUGAUGUUGUCACUGUUCAUCAAGUCUCACCAAAUUCUCAACUUUCGCCGCCACAGCAGCAGCAAGCGCCACUGACUCCAUCACCUACCAUGCAGACCCCUCAAACUCUGCCAAGCCCGUCGUCUUCUUCCUCUUCAGACAUCAUAUCCAGUGAGCUGGUGCGGCAUAUUGCUGUGAUCCACCCAACACACAACAGACACCCCAACUUGCCUCCUCCUCCGCCACCACCUGCUCCACCCAUUGAACAGUUUCAGCAACAGAUGAACCUUGAAGACUUCAAAGAUUUCAGUAUGAUUCAACAACAACAACAACAACAACAACAACAACAACAAAAGCAGCAGCAACAACAACAAAAACCACAACAGCAGCAGCAGCAGCAACAACAACAGAAUCAGCAGCAGCAACAAAAUCAGCAAAAGCAGCAGCAGCAACAGCAACAACAAAAACAGCAGCAGCAACAGAAGCAGAGGUUUCAACAUAUGUACCACCACCACCAUCAUCACCACCAUCACCACCACCAUCAACAGCAGCAGCAGCAACUACAAGAUCAUUCUAGAAUUCAGAACCAAUUUGCUCAGUCCACUUCUUCUCCGGGUUCUCGUGAAAAUAACGGAUCAAUUUAUGAAACUCGGCACCACUUUGACAAUGGUGGUGCUGUUGGUGGUAUGGCCAACAAGCCACCACCUUCUCCACCACUGGCCCCUCGUAUUUAUAAACCUUGUGUUGUCUGUAAUGAUAAAUCAUCAGGAUAUCACUAUGGUGUCAGCUCCUGUGAAGGUUGUAAGGGCUUCUUCCGACGCAGUGUUCAGAAGAAUAUGCACUAUUCAUGUCUUAAAAUGAAAAACUGUGAAAUUGUACGAACCUCCCGCAACCGGUGCCAAUAUUGCCGUCUACAGAAAUGUUUCAAGAUGGGAAUGUCCAAAGAAGCUGUACGCAGUGAUCGGAACAAAAAGAAGAAAGCAAAACCAGCAAAUGGAACACAUUCCAUACACAUAGAGGAAUUGACUGAGAGUGAGAAAACUCUGUUGGAAGAUUUGGUUAGUUAUCAUCAGCAGACUUACAUCAAAACUAAGAAAAAUAAACAUAUAUAUUUAACAAUGUCAAAUAUGUCAGUGUCAAAAUUGGUGGAAGGCAAUGAGAUUUCAGCAAUAGAGAACAAACAUCAAGAUAAUGGCCAGAAGUUGGGAACAGAGAAUGGCUUGGGAGAAGAUGCUAGUAAACCUCAAGAAAAACAUACAAACUGCAAACUUUUCAAUAAUAAAGUGGAAAGUAUAAUAGAUUUUUCCAAUGAAGCAGCUUUGAAGAUUAUUGAGUUCUCCAAGAGAGUACCAGGAUUCAAAGAUUUAAACAUCAAAGAUCGUGUCACUCUUACCAAAUCUGCUUGCCUAGAAAUAAUGUAUUUACGUAUGUCACAUCGAUACGAUGCGGACCGAGACGUGAUAGCUUUUGAAGGCGAUGAUUAUCUAACUAGAGAGGAUUUCAAUGAAAUGGGGUUCAGUACAAUCACUAAUAGCAUCUUCAAAUUUGCUGCAGAUUUUAAAGAUUUAGGUCUUGAUGACAGAGAGCUGGCCACAUUGACAUAUGUGGUUUUGGUCAGUGGUGAUCGCUGUGAUUUGAAUGAACCAGAACGUGUAGAAGAGUUGCAAGGUCCAUUGCUUGAUUUGUUGAGGAAAUAUUCACGUUUAAAUCAUGAGCAUGAUCCUAAUGUCUUUCCAAAAACCCUUUUGAAAUUAACUUCACUUCGAUCAUUGAGUUUGCAGAGUGCCAUCCACAUCUUAAACAAUCAAAGUGUACACAACCUGAACUCACCUUUAAUUGUGGAAAUGCUUGACCGUGAAGAAAAUAUCAACUUGCCAUCUUAGAAAGUUCACAUGAAACCAUGUUUCACCUUGUUGACAGAAAAGAUAAACACCAUACAUGCAUAUCUAUACUAACAUAUACACACAUAUAUACAUCUGUACAUAUAUACAUACAUGCAUAAAUAUACAUAUACAAUACAUAUUUUUUCAUAAUAGUAGGUGUAUGAAAGUUUGGUCCAUGUCUGGAUUUAUAACAUUC